Odontomachus brunneus is the source of this 2787-nucleotide messenger RNA. It is a transcript of the gene EF1a-F2, whose product is annotated as elongation factor 1-alpha. Gene Ontology annotation, molecular function: GTPase activity; translation elongation factor activity; GTP binding. The transcript is spliced from 5 exons. Lineage: Eukaryota; Metazoa; Arthropoda; Insecta; Hymenoptera; Formicidae. Bases 202 to 1587 code for a protein of 461 amino acids. Gene Ontology annotation, biological process: translation; translational elongation. The record is from RefSeq and is a predicted model, not a curated record.
GCUGGCGCUGGUUGCGAGACUUUCGGCCGGGAAGCCGUAUGCGCAUGGCACUGACUGAGCCGUCCUCUUUCUGUCGUGGCAUCUGGAGGUGAGUGGUCGCUCGUGCUGCGUGGAUCGCAGUUACUAAUCCGACGAAUCUUAUACUGAGGAUAGGACAUCGAACCGCAGUUUUAACGAGUUUAUUAACAUCAGAAUUCCAAAAUGGGUAAAGAGAAGACGCACAUCAAUAUCGUCGUAAUCGGACACGUAGAUUCCGGCAAGUCAACCACCACGGGACACUUAAUUUACAAAUGUGGUGGUAUAGACAAACGUACGAUCGAGAAGUUCGAGAAGGAAGCCCAGGAGAUGGGUAAAGGCUCAUUUAAAUACGCCUGGGUGUUGGAUAAGCUGAAAGCAGAGCGUGAGCGCGGUAUCACGAUCGAUAUCGCUCUGUGGAAGUUCGAGACUUCCAAGUAUUAUGUUACCAUCAUUGAUGCUCCCGGACACAGGGACUUUAUCAAAAACAUGAUUACCGGCACAUCGCAAGCCGAUUGUGCUGUAUUGAUUGUCGCCGCGGGUACCGGAGAAUUUGAAGCCGGUAUCUCCAAGAAUGGACAGACCCGUGAACAUGCUCUGCUCGCUUUUACACUAGGUGUAAAACAGCUGAUCGUCGGAGUUAACAAGAUGGACUCGACAGAGCCGCCUUACUCUGAGUCUCGCUUUGAGGAAAUUAAGAAGGAAGUUUCUUCCUAUAUUAAGAAGAUCGGCUACAACCCGGCUGCUGUAGCCUUCGUACCCAUCUCCGGUUGGCAUGGCGACAAUAUGCUGGAGGUUUCCGCCAAAAUGCCCUGGUUCAAAGGCUGGACAGUGGAGCGCAAAGACAAUAAGGCUGAGGGUAAAUGCCUUAUUGAGGCCUUAGACGCUAUACUGCCACCCACCAGGCCGACUGACAAGGCGCUUCGUCUUCCCCUUCAGGACGUGUACAAGAUUGGUGGCAUUGGAACCGUACCUGUUGGCCGUGUCGAAACUGGUGUGUUGAAACCCGGCAUGGUCGUUACCUUUGCACCCGCUGGACUGAUGACUGAGGUUAAGUCCGUUGAAAUGCAUCAUGAAGCUCUCACAGAGGCUGUUCCCGGCGAUAACGUUGGUUUCAACGUUAAAAAUGUGUCUGUUAAAGAAUUGCGUCGUGGUUACGUCGCUGGUGAUUCCAAGAACAACCCACCUAAAGGAGCUGCUGAUUUCACCGCACAGGUCAUCGUGCUGAACCAUCCUGGUCAAAUCAGCAACGGAUACACGCCUGUGUUGGAUUGUCAUACCGCCCAUAUUGCGUGUAAGUUUGCUGAAAUCAAAGAGAAGUGCGACCGUCGUACCGGCAAGACCACUGAGGAGAACCCGAAGUCUAUCAAGUCAGGUGACGCGGCCAUCGUUACUCUUGUGCCCAGCAAGCCCAUGUGCGUCGAGGCUUUCCAGGAGUUCCCUCCUCUGGGACGUUUCGCCGUCCGUGACAUGCGUCAGACCGUCGCCGUCGGUGUUAUCAAGGCCGUGACCUUCAAGGACGCGACCGGCAAAGUCACUAAGGCCGCUGAGAAAGCCCAGAAGAAAAAAUAACUAUUACAAUAAUUUCCGUGCAUAUACCGAUAGUUUCCGUGCGAAUAUGUCGCCGGAUGAACGCCGGCAUACAACAGCCGACGCAGCUCGCUCUCCCUCGUCACGCGACUCGCAUGUGUCAGACGUCGUAGAAUUAUCUCCGUCGUCAUUAUUAUCAUCGUUAUCGCCACUGAUCGCGGAACUCUCCGCACAAUCACGAAUUCCCAAAAAUAAGGAAAUUACAAUCCAAUCACGAAGAUUAGUUCUUCGCGCGUAUGAAGAAAUAAUGCGUACAUCGCGUUUCCUCGACGCGCGAAUAUUUCGUUUGUCGAAAUGGUUCCUUCGCCAUUUCUUCCAUCGUAAAGAAUUCCGCAGGAAAGGAAAGUCCACCAUUUGGGCGAUUAUGAUUGCGAUCGAUUGGCGAGAUAUACUGCAUUAGACGGACGACGCGCACGCGUGAAGAGGGAAAGCGAACUUCGCGCGAACUAUCUGACAACAUCUUCAUAACGAACGUCAACAUCAUAAUUUAGCGCGGCUUAAUUAUAUUUUUUAAUUAUACGGAAAUAAAUUCUGUAUCAGCUCGAUACUCGAAGAUAAAAACAUCUUAUUAUUACUAUUACUCUCAUUCUAAUUUUGUCUCGAUGUUUGACAGCUAAUUGGCAAUGUAUUCUUGUAUUUUUGUUAUCCUCUUCUUUGCGAAGAAAUUCCUCAUUUAUCCGCUCUCAUUCUCUACGAUAACUAUACAAUUCGAAAGUAAAAACAGCGAUAAAGCGGUGAUCUUUCAUCUUCUUGAUAGCUUUUUAUAUUAAUCAUUCAGACUGCUCUAUAUCUAUUCACAGAAAACUAGAAUAGAAGAGACAGCGGUGGUAGGCCUCGACAAAAGUAGAUUUCGUUGGGAGAUGGGACCUGUUUACUAAUUAUCUAAUAAUUAUCGUUUAAUUAUUUCAUUAUAGAUGAAGUGAAUCCUCUUGUAAACUUUCUACAAGGCAUUUUUAUUAUAAACUUUUACUAUAAACUCUUCCUUUUUUUUCUAUAUCACGUGUAAUCCGCAUGAAAUCGUGAGACACGUUUAAGAACGACGAUUUUUAUGAUAACUCGGCAUCUUUUAUCCCGCGAUUCUUCUACAAUUGCAUUGGUUGAAAGUUUUCUGUACAUACAUAUAAAUAACAGUGAUAACAAAUAAAAAAAAGUGAAUAAAGAAGCUACGGAAACGAGAGAUAA